Molecule: messenger RNA, 555 nt
Organism: Closterium sp. Yama58-4
Lineage: Eukaryota; Viridiplantae; Streptophyta; Zygnematophyceae; Desmidiales; Closteriaceae
Source: the annotation of a GenBank genome assembly
AUGUCGUUUAUGCGCGGCGAUCUGCUGCAGAAGGCGCGGCUGCUGAUGCGCGGCGGCGUGGUGGAUCCGCCCAAGUGGCUCGACGCGCUCUCCAAAGUGCCCCCGCAGCCCAAGGCGAGGCGCUGCCCCAAGGCGAGGAGGAUAGAGUUCCCAGAGGACCCUUUAGUGGAGUCGUAUUACGCAAGACAUCCCGAGGCCAAGCUGCAGGCGUACCGGCUGCAGGGCUUUGACCCGCCGGUGGCUCGGCGGUUUGCAUGGCGGCAGCUGGAGCUCAUGCAGCACGGCUUGACCAAGCGCCAGGCGAGAGACGCCGUGGAGGCGGAGUUCGCGAGGGCGGAGCAGGAGGAGGAGGAGCGGGCGGUGCAGGAGUGGCGAAGGGCCAUCCGGGAGGGGCGCCAGCCGGCAGCAGUGCGGUGCAGUGCGGUGGAGGAGGUACAGCAGGAGGAGCGCGCCCACAUGCUGGCAGGCCUUGAGGCCAUGGGGGCUCAGCUUGAGGCUGCAGCUGCCGAAGCUGAGGCAGAGGCCCGGGCUGUGCAGAAAAGCAUUGGGAGAUAA